This is a messenger RNA of Talaromyces rugulosus, 1032 nucleotides long. RefSeq lists its product as uncharacterized. The record is from RefSeq and is a predicted model, not a curated record. Gene Ontology annotation, molecular function: NADP binding; 3-hydroxyisobutyrate dehydrogenase activity; NAD binding. Gene Ontology annotation, biological process: L-valine catabolic process. Gene Ontology annotation, cellular component: mitochondrion. Bases 1 to 1032 code for a protein of 343 amino acids. The transcript is spliced from 8 exons. NCBI's taxonomy places the organism in Eukaryota, Fungi, Ascomycota, Eurotiomycetes, Eurotiales, Trichocomaceae.
AUGCGGAUCACUUCAGUUCUGUUUAAUGCUGCCCGCUACAAUACCAUAGGAUUCAUUGGUCUAGGUGCCAUGGGAAACCACAUGGUCAAUAAUCUUAUUAGUAAAGCAGGGCAAAGUGGGGGAAUCCCCAAGAAUUUCGUCGUCUGUGACGUCAAUCCAGACACAGUGUCGAGAAUCAUAGCUCGACAUGCUGCAGCGAAUCCUGACAUAAAGGUUGAGAGCGCUAAAACCCCUGAAGAGAUUGCGAACAAGGCUGCUACAAUUAUCAGCAUGGUUCCAACCGCAAACAAUGUCAGAGAGGUAUACCUGGGGAAGUCCGGUGUCAUAAGGGCCCUGGAAAAAUUAUCAAAGGACGAUGUUCGUCGAACAAUUUGCAUAGACGAAUCUACUAUACAGCAAGAGGAAAGUCGAUCCAUCGCCAAUCAAGUGAAACAGACCGGUGCAGAAAUGAUAGACGCUCCGGUAUCUGGAGGCACUGUCGGUGCAAGAGAUGGAACUCUCACCAUAAUGGUUGGAGGAAAGAAAGAUGCAUUCGAGCGUGCCCGGCCAAUUCUUCAAUCGAUGGGACAGCGAGUACUCAGCUGUGGAGAUCUCGGCGCGGGCCUUGCUGCCAAACUUGCCAAUAAUUUAUUGCUUGGUAUAUCAAUGAUGGGUGUUGCUGAGGCAAUGCUGCUUGGGAAGAAGCUCGGAUUGGAAUCGCAACAACUCGCCGAAAUAAUAAAUACAUCGACGGGACGAUGCUGGUCUUCAGAGGUCAAUAACCCGGUUCCGGAAGUAAGAACUAGUUCAUCAUCACCGCCUUCGCACCGUGAAUACGAAGGCGGGUUUGUAACAAAACUUGCUCAUAAGGACCUCGCACUGGCUGUUGCUGCCGCAAAGAUUGUAAAUUCCCCAGUUCCUCUCGGCAGUCUUACAGAAGAAGUAUACCGGCCAUUGGCGCAGCCAGGAUCCAGCUUUGAUAACUUGGACUUCUCCUCUAUCUACAAGUACUUCGAUGAAGGGAGGAUGCCCACAGCACGAGAGCAGAAAUAA